UUUGCUAUUAAGUUUUUUUGUUCACUUUGAAAAAUAUAUCCUCCUCUUCCUCCCAUUCUUGAGUUUCAAAUCAAAUCCGAAAGAAAAAAAAAAGAAAAAUGGUGGUGAUACAACAACAUGAACAUUUCUUAACUCUUAUAGAUUUGAAUCCAAAAUAUCCACACGACGAACCGGUAUAUGAUGAUGAGAAAGAUUUGAUUAGCCAUCAAGUCUUUCAACGUUCAUGUGAUCGGUGUGAUCAAAAAAUCACUUUUUUCCAUAGGUAUUACUAUAAGUGUAACCAGUGUGACUACUUGCUACACAAAUCGUGUUCAGAGCUUCCCAUAACAUUAGAACAUGCAUCCCAUCCUACACAUACUCUUUCCCUCUUUCAAAAUGAGUCACAACAGAAGUGUCAUGUGUGUGAAUGUAACAUUUUGAAAAAACAACUUUGUUAUUAUUGUUCUCCAUGUACGUUAAACAUAUGUUUAAAUUGUGGUAAGAACGAGGCACACCACAAUACUAUUUAUCACCCUAGCCACCAACACCCGUUAAUUCCCACAAAUAGGGAGAUUUUGGCUAUGUGUGAUGCUUGUGAGAAUGAACAUAAAGGGGUAUAUUAUCAGUGUAUAACAUGUUUUCUUCCUUUUAUCCAUAGGGAUUGUGUUUUUGGUUCCAAAAGGUUGCUAAUUCAAGACGGUACAUUUGAUAAAUUCUUUCAUACUCACCCACUUAUCCUCACCUUUGGAUUUCCGAAAGUAGACCAGCAAGCUAAAUUUUAUCCAAGAUGUAGGGUAUGCGACAAAUCCUUUUCUUAUAAAGAAAAUCUUUGGGUCUAUAAAUGCGGAAAAUGCAGAUAUUAUGCCCAUUUUGGUUGUGCAUAUUUAAGAAGUGAGACCUCCAAAUCAGCCGCAAGACGUAUAAUUUCAGAAAAAUAUGAUCAUGGUGUUCUCCAUCUCCCGCUCUCCGAACAAAACCUCGAAAAAGUCAUAGACUUCUUAUUCAAAGAAAGGAAUUACGAGAGGAGCAUAACUCAUGAUAGUCAUGAACAUCCGCUAAUUCUUGUGGAGGCACAAUGCAGUGACAUUACAACAAUGACUGAAGAGGACUCAUUAUGCAAUGCAUGCUUGAUACAAAUCAUGGAGAACACGACGUUUUACAAGUGCAAAUUUAAUGGCCAAGGAUGCAACUUUGUUCUCCAUGAGUGGUGCACCCGCUUGCCUCCUGAAUUAAAAGGCCACAAAUAUCACCAAGAACACACCCUUCUUCUCUCGCCAAAUGAAAGCAAUAAGUUUCUUUGCAAUUGGUUCAUGUGUCGUGCCUGCAGUCAUCGUUGCAAUGGGUUUGCUUACUCGUGUGUUGAAUGUGAUUGGAAAAUUGAUGUUUGGUGUGCAUUCAUACCUCAUAAAAUCAAACAUAAAUCUCACCCAAAUCACCUACUUUCAAGAAAUUACGAGUAUGAUAGACCUAGUGAAGACGACUAUUGUCGUAUGUGUUUGUCCGGUUUCUCGGAGCGCAAUGAACUUUCAUUCAGUUGCAAAGCUUCUGAAUUUCAUCUACAUGCUGGGUGUGCUUUGUUAUUACCAGAGACAAUUAGGCACAGGUACGACAAGCACCCGCUGAGCCUAGCUUACUCCCCAAUUGAAAACCAUGAGGGUGAUUAUUUCUGUGAAGUUUGCGAGGAGGAACUUAAUCCUAAUGCUUGGUUCUAUCAUUGCCAUGAAUGUGUCCAGUCCAUACAUACAACUUGCGCUCCAAUAUUAAUACCUCAAAGCAAACCAUACCUUUAUGGUGGCUUAAAGGCUCCUGCGCUCCUUCAAAAGGAGAGAGGCAUUUAUAAACCUGAAUAUCACCCGCACCGUCUUUCAUUUACACUAGGAAGUGGUCAUUGCACCAAGUGUGGUGACCACUUCUGGGCUCAAUAUAUCUUCGAGUGUUCAGAGUGUAAGUUUGUAAUCCAUGCAAGAUGUUUAACAUAGUAGUACCUCAUUACUUGAGGUAUCAAUAAGAAUUAUCUAUCUGUAUGUAUUGCUGAUAAUAAAUCAUGUUUAUAUAUAAAGUGUUUUAACAUUUAUGAUU
Helianthus annuus (common sunflower) is the source of this 2058-nucleotide messenger RNA. RefSeq lists its product as uncharacterized. Gene Ontology annotation, molecular function: zinc ion binding. The transcript is spliced from 2 exons. Lineage: Eukaryota; Viridiplantae; Streptophyta; Magnoliopsida; Asterales; Asteraceae. The record is from RefSeq and is a predicted model, not a curated record. Bases 99 to 1958 code for a protein of 619 amino acids.